AUGUUCCACCAAGUCCUAGAGGAGGAGAUAGAUCCAAAACACUACUUCAACUCAAAGUGCAGAGUAAAGAUGUCAGUAAUGGAUGAUACCGCUUCGGACCUGCCUGUGAAGGACACUGAUUGCAAACCAGCAGUUAUCAGAGCAAUACAAGAGUUAUCAACAGGAUCCCACACUCACCAACACCAUGUUCGGACAGCACCAAAAAUGAAAGAGAAGGACUUAAAAACGCGUCGGAGAGUAUCCCUCAUUAGUCGGGAAGAAUUAGAAGAUAAAUUCCUCAGACUUCAUGAGGAGAACCUGCUUCUCAAGGAUUAUGCCAGAAAGCAAGAGGAUAAAAUCAAGAGAAUGAGUACAAAAUUGCUGCGCUUGACAGCAGAGCUUGGAAAGACAGAGGAGAAUAAAACAGCGAGUGUAAGAAGAGAUGGGAGAGACCUUGAAGCUGAGGAAACCAUUGAAGACUUACAAGAUCGUGUGAGAGACCUGGAGCGGCGGAAUGAAGCCUUACGAAAUCGAGUGAUCACAUUCAAGCAACGUCUUCAGUUCCAAGAUGGAUGUAGACACUGUCCAUACAGUACAGUAUCAGCAAGGAUAGAUUCUGGAGUCAGACGAAAUGCAACUCUACCAGAGAAAACAAGGAGAGGCCUACGUGUGCAAAGUCUGGAGAAGAGGCCCCCACAGAUGUGUGAAGAGGCCCUCAGUGAUGAAGCCAGAGCAGAGAUUGACAGACUUUUCCAGGUUGUUGAAAAUCAAAACUGCAAAGUUGAUGACAGAUCUGCCACGUUGUUAAAGAACAUGGUAGCCAUGCGGUCAAGGGAUGUAGGGACAGAAAUGAUGCUGUCCCUUCAACGCAUACAGCAAACUGAAGAACAAAGGACUGUACUGCAGGAAAAUGUGAUGCAUAUUCGCCUCCAGAAAGAACUUAGAGAAAAGAAUACAAGUCUAUGUGCCCUGAAGGAACAGUUCCAACAGCUCAAGGAAUCAUAUGAAACAGAACUAGAGGAGAAGCAGAAGUCACUGACAUUGAGCCACCGGGCUAUUUUGACCCAGCUGGAGGAACUGAGCACACAACUGAAGGCAGAGAGAGCCAAGGUACUGGCCAUGGAAGAAGAUCAGCAAAGUGUCAGUAAUCUACAGACAUCUCUGCAUGAGUUCCAAGAGAGAGUAAAUGAUCUGGAGAAGGAAAAAGAACUUAUCAAAGAACAUUAUGAAAACCUGGUCAAAAGUACUAUGGACUCAGACCGUGUCAACACUUUGCAAGAAACUGAAAAAGAAUUGCAAAAGCAGAUUUUGCAACUGGAGAGCCAGAAUCAUUCACUAAUGAUUGAACAAACCCAGGUCACGGACCAACUUCUGCAUGAAAGAGAACAAAAAGAACACUUCAAGCAAGAAGUUUCUCAACUGCAGAUACAGCUUUUUGAGAAAACAAAUGAUAUCAUUGGACUCCAGGAGAAAGUAUCAGCCAUUUUGUCUAGAGGCAUCCACCGCAAAGGGGAAGUAACAUCACAAAACGUGCAGUUUCUUGAAGUAGAGGAAUUUGACAGACUGAGAGAUACAAACAAAUCAGUGGAGAGAUGGGAUGAAGAGAAAAGGAGAUUAGAAUACGAAAAUAAUGUCAAACCAAUUAGAAAUGAAGAAGAAACUCAAAGGGAAAGCACUGAAAACAGGACAGAGCAAGAUCAACAUCAAGAGAAGGAGUUACAGAGGAAAAUACAUACUAUGGAUGCAGCACAUGCUGAGACAAUCCUGGAACUUGAGAAGACACGGGAGAUGUUGCUCCUGCAACACAAAAUCAAUAUGGACUACCAAGAAGAGCUUAAAACUGUGAGACUAAGAGCUGAGAGUGAAAGCCGAGAUAGAGAAGACAUGGAACACAACUACAAAGACAGACUACUUCAGAGAGAUACCAGGAUCAAAAUAUUGGAGGCACAACUCAAGGAUAUUGCAUAUGGUACAUUUCCUCCUCGAGUAAUCCAUGCUGAGCCUUCUUCUCCUGAUGUGGAUUCCUCCCACCCUCCUGCUCUUCAUAGGGGGGAGACGCUGUUUGAGGUUCAUUUUGGGAGUAUCUGCUUUUCCCCACAAGGACUGAGAGAUAUUGAUGACCCACAGCCAGUCACCUUCUGCAUCUAUUCCUUUUAUGACUUUGAGACACAUGCCACACCUGUCGUGAGUGGAGCUAGACCGCAAUACAACUUCACUUCCAGUUAUGCUGUUGUCCCAGAUCCUGACUUUCUUCGCUUCUUACGAGUAGGAACUUUGACUGUGGAGCUUUAUCAAGUCAUAGGGAGUGAUCACCGUGAACUGGCCAGGGGUAGACUGCAACUUGAAGCUACUUUACAAAGUACAGAAAAAGUGCACAGGACUACAGAACUGACUGAUGCCUGUGGAAAAAUAAUUGGAGAGCUGGAUUAUUGGCUGCGCUUGCAUGGAUCUCUAUCCCAGACUCAAAGAUUACAAAGACAGAGAAACAAAGCAGCUGGUUACCUAUCCACUCACAGACAGAGUGCUGCUCCCAAGUCCAUCGUGUCAUCUCUCGCUGAUGGACCCCAGAAUGUGCUGGUCAUUCGGAUCUGGGGCUGCAGAAGGCUAUGGGGAGGGCGCAUUGGUUACCAACCCAGUCCUUAUGCUGUUUACCGCUUCUACCAUCACCAAGACCACUCCACCUGUAUCAUACCAUGCAGUAAUAACCCCCAAUUUGGGGAUGAAGUGUACUACCCUGUGUGCUUGACUAUUGACUUGGAGAGAUAUCUUCACAAGGAGCAUUUGUAUAUUUAUGUGUUUGAUGAUGAGGAAACAAAACCUGGAAGUUAUCUGGGUAGAGCAGAGGUGCCACUCCUAACCCUGGCACAGGGAGACAGCAUCCAAGGUGAUUUUGCUCUCUUGGACCCUGUGGGGAAGUGCUCUGGGUCGGCACAGGUCAGUUUGGAAUGGAAGUUUCCUUAUACGGCACCAGGCCACAGUGUCUGGGAAUCAGUCACUAGUUGCCAUCCACUUCCAGAGAGGCUGGAAAGAUCACAUUCACAGAAACUGUCACAAGGCAAAGUGUUACUCAGAGAUACUCCAAAGGUCCAGUCAAGAAGAACAAGGCCUUCCAAAUCUCGUAGAGUAGAGGAGAACCUUCAGUGGGACACAAACUCUAUAAAAAGGGGAAGAAGAGAUUAUCAGCCGGUGACCUACCACAAAAAAGAGCUAAUCCAGAGAUCAGACCCCUUAGUUGUAAAUCAAAAGGAUGAGAUGACCAUGGAAGUCGAGGAAAUUGAACUGGGAGAUGAAAUCCGGCUACAGGAACAGAAUGAGCAUAUAACGGAUCAAGAAUCUAAUCAAUCAGAGCAGGAUACAAGCUCUUUAUAUUCAAAUGUAGGAAAAGAAGAAACUGGGCAAAUGAAUGAAAACCAUUUUCCAAAGGAAGCAGGUGACCAGUCCACUGAAGAUUCACAAAGUACUGACAAUGAUGACAUUAUCAUACUUAAUCCUCAAGUUCCACAAAAAACUGCUUCUUCAAAGAUUCGGGUGGAGAUUGCCUCUCUUACCUUAGAUCCCUAUUCUGAUGUAGUAGCUGAUGAAACCGUGCAGAGAGUCUUUGUGGAGUUUCGUUUCCCAGGUGUACCCCUGGAGGAAACAGAGACCCCUCUGUCACUACACAAGCCCAGUAGGGGUGAAGAGGUAUACUUCCAUUUCAGCAAAGUGAUCCACCUGGAUGGAGAGGAACACAUGGAACGGAGACAGUUCCUCUACAUGCUCCUUAGAGGGUCAGAUCCAUCAAGGCAGAAACACAGACUGCAAUUUACAGUAGUGAGUGACCCCAUUAAUGAAGAGGACGAGGAGUGCCGUGAUUUGGGGUAUGCUUUCUUAGACCUGCAGUACCUACUAAGAAGAUCUGUGGACCCUGUUGAAGAAACUUUACAAAUUGUCAAUGUUCUGGAUCAAAGCCAAGUCAUUGGAGCACUUCGGGUAGCAGUAGAAGCCAGAGAUGCUGUUCGAGCGGUAUUUAGAGAGCAGAGAGUAAAGGCCAACAUGUCCUCCUCCUCGCUGCUCAUCAAAAGCUGAUUCUUUUAUCUAGUUACAUCGAAGCAAAAAUUACACAAAAUUUGAUUACCCAAGAUAAUGAUCCUGAUACACAUCUCUCAAUCAGUAAUCAUAUUCUGGAAUAGGUACAAGAACAGACCUAGUCCGACAGACUCUCUACCACUUUAGUGGUGCUACCUUCUGGAUCAAGACUGACAGCGUUAUUCCCUAAAGUGAAUUUAAAAUUUAAGGACUGAGUACUGUGCCAAAUGUUAUAGUUCAGCUAUUUUGGCCUAAGAUUUGAAAUUUCCUUGGAAUUCUAAAGUUUUUUCCAGACAAUUGUUUUUUGGGAAGUUUGCAAUAGUUUCCUGUUUAGCCCUUAAAUCAUUUGUUUGUUCUGUACAAGGAAAAUUAUCACACUGUAUACAUUCACUAUCUCUAUGUCCCCACUUUCAUAUUGUGUAUACUCUCUACCUACUGUGGUCUUGAUGCUGCAAUCAGGAGGGUAAAGCCAAUAAUGUGGGCCAGAUGGGCCUGGGCCCCACAUUCCCAAUAACAAAAGAAAUUGGAUCUGGGUUUGAUUGAAGGAACUUGCAUUAUGAACCAUUGGAGAGUACUGCUUUCCUUAAAUCAGGGGUAGUCAACCUUUUAACACCUA
This is a messenger RNA of Pelobates fuscus (common spadefoot toad), 4660 nucleotides long. It is a transcript of the gene RPGRIP1, whose product is annotated as RPGR interacting protein 1. NCBI's taxonomy places the organism in Eukaryota, Metazoa, Chordata, Amphibia, Anura, Pelobatidae. The transcript is spliced from 26 exons. Gene Ontology annotation, cellular component: photoreceptor connecting cilium. The coding region runs from base 1 to 4044 and encodes 1347 amino acids. The record is from RefSeq and is a predicted model, not a curated record. Gene Ontology annotation, biological process: non-motile cilium assembly; retinal rod cell development. Gene Ontology annotation, molecular function: thromboxane A2 receptor binding.